GUCUGGACACGAUUGUUGGUGCGCCCUCUAGGGGCGGUACGUCUCUCUGUCUCUCUGUCUUCCCUCUAUUCUGCCAUCCAUUUGUUCAUUCCCUCCCAAACCCUUUUUUGUCUCUUUCGAGCAGAAUAAGUUUCAAACCUCGACAGUUUUCGUCCAUUAAAAUUCAACAACAAUCCCGUACUCAAGGACUACACGAUGACUCCAAUCCUCCGAUCGAAUAGCUCCAAAGUCCUUCUUCUUGGCAGCGGUUUCGUCGCGGGGCGGUGUCUUGGUGCCUUAUCGGACUCUGACGUCGCCGUCACUGUUGGCAAGUAUCUGGAAAACAUUGCCCAGUUGACUGGGGAUACAUGCGCUGCUGAGGAACUGGCUGAAGGUGUCAGACACGCAACUGCCAUCUCGCUUGACAUUAACAAUACCGACGCCAUGGAGGCCGAAGUUGCAACGCACGAUAUUGUCAUCAGUUUGGUUCCUUAUGUCUACCACCCUCAGGUUAUUAAAGCUGCUAUUAAGGAAAGGAAGAAUAUUGUCACUACUUCUUAUGUGAGCCCUGCUAUGAUAGAGCUUGACCAAGGGGCCAAGGAUGCCGGUAUCACAGUCAUGAAUGAGAUUGGUCUCGACCCUGGUAUCGACCAUCUGUACGCUGUCAAGACCGCCAAGGAUGUUCAUUCCAAGGGUGGCAAGAUCUUGAGCUUCCUUUCUUACUGUGGUGGGCUUCCGGCCCCCGAGGCCUCGGGGAAUCCUCUUUGUUACAAAUUCUCUUGGUCUUCUCGUGGCGUCCUACUUGCCCUGCGUAAUUCGGCAAAGUACUACAAGAAUGGAAAUGUAGAGGAAAUUGAUGGAACCAGGCUUAUGGAGACUGCGAAACCAUACCUCAUCUAUCAGGGCUUUGCAUUCGUUGCGUAUAUCCUAACCGCGAUUCCACCGUGUACAAGGAACUGUAUGCCAUUCCCGAGGCACAAAUUGUCAUUCGUGGUACUCUCCGCUACCAGGGAUUCCCUGAAUUUGUCCGUACUCUCGUCGACACUGGAUUCCUAUCUGACGAGCCUCUUGCCUUUCUUAAGCCUUCUGAUACCCCUCUUCCGUGGAAGACCGCUCUAGCAAACAUCCUUGGGUCAUCCUCCGAGAAGGAAGAGGACCUCAUUCGGGCCAUUUCUUCGAAGUCCAGAUUCAAGGACAAUGAGGAGAAAGAACGUAUCGUCAAUGGAAUGAGGUGGCUGGGUAUGUUCAGUGAGGUUAAGAUAAUACCAAGGGGUAACCCGUUAAACACCCUGUGUGCCACUCUGGAGGAGAAGAUGCAGUAU
Molecule: messenger RNA, 1301 nt
Organism: Tuber melanosporum (Perigord truffle)
Lineage: Eukaryota; Fungi; Ascomycota; Pezizomycetes; Pezizales; Tuberaceae
Exons: 4
Coding region: 196-1098 (300 amino acids)
Cellular component (GO): cytoplasm
Molecular function (GO): saccharopine dehydrogenase activity
Source: RefSeq, a predicted model, not a curated record